This is a messenger RNA of Athene cunicularia (burrowing owl), 5202 nucleotides long. RefSeq names its product probable E3 ubiquitin-protein ligase MID2. The record is from RefSeq and is a predicted model, not a curated record. The transcript is spliced from 10 exons. The coding region runs from base 132 to 2195 and encodes 687 amino acids. Gene Ontology annotation, molecular function: protein binding; zinc ion binding. Lineage: Eukaryota; Metazoa; Chordata; Aves; Strigiformes; Strigidae.
AAAAGCUGCCGCAAUGUGUGGUCUGGCAGGAGCCGGCCGGGCACAGGUCUUCUGUCAGGAGCUGCCGGUGCUGACGUACCAGACCACCUUCCCUGGUUUUUGAUGCUGAAUCAGGAUCGUUUUAACUAAAGAUGGAAACACUGGAGUCAGAAUUGACCUGCCCAAUCUGCCUGGAGUUAUUUGAAGACCCUCUCUUGCUGCCGUGUGCCCACAGUCUCUGCUUCAGCUGUGCCCACCGCAUCCUGGUGUCCAGCUGCUCCUCCAGCGAGUCCAUCGAGCCCAUCACUGCCUUCCAGUGCCCCACGUGUCGCUAUGUCAUCUCCCUCAACCACCGGGGCCUGGAGGGCCUCAAGAGGAAUGUGACCCUUCAAAACAUCAUCGACCGCUUCCAGAAGGCAUCCCUGAGCGGCCCCAACUCCCCCAGCGAAAGCCGCCGCGAGAGGACGUAUCGCAACAGCCCUACCAUGUCCGUGGCCGGCGAGAGGAUCGCCUGUCAGUUCUGCGAGCAGGAUCCCCCGCGGGACGCGGUGAAGACGUGCAUCACCUGCGAGGUGUCCUACUGCGACCGCUGCCUGCGGGCCACCCACCCCAACAAGAAGCCCUUCACCAGCCACCGUCUGGUGGAACCCGUGCCUGACGCGCACUUCCGAGGACUCACGUGCUUGGAGCACGAGAACGAGAAGGUGAACAUGUACUGUGUUGCUGAUGACCAGCUCAUCUGUGCCUUAUGUAAACUGGUGGGCCGCCACAGGGACCACCAAGUGGCAUCCCUCAGUGAUCGUUUUGAAAAGCUGAAGCAAACCCUGGAGACGAAUCUCACCAACCUGGUUAAACGCAACAGUGAACUGGAAAACCAGAUGGCCAAGCUGAUCCAGAUCUGCCAGCAAGUGGAGGUGAACACGGCCAUGCAUGAGGCCAAGCUGAUGGAGGAGUGUGACGAGCUCAUGGAGAUCAUCCGCCAGCGCAAGCAGGUCAUUGCUGUCAAGAUCAAGGAGACAAAGGUGAUGAAGCUGCGGAAGCUGGCCCAGCAGGUUGCUAACUGCCGGCAGUGUCUUGAGCGCUCGACGGUCCUCAUCAACCAGGCAGAGCACAUCCUGAAGGAGAACGACCACGCACGGUUCCUGCAGACAGCCAGGAACGUGGCCGAGAGGGUCGCCAUGGCAACUGCAUCCUCUCAAGUUCUGAUACCAGAUAUCAAUUUUAACGAUGCCUUUGAAAACUUUGCUUUAGAUUUUUCCAGAGAAAAGAAGCUGCUGGAGGGGCUGGAUUAUCUAACUGCGCCGAACCCGCCGUCUGUCCGAGAGGAGCUUUGCACAGCCUCCCACGACACGAUCACUGUCCACUGGAUCUCAGAGGACGAGUUCAGCGUCAGCUCCUACGAGCUGCAGUACACCAUCUUCACCGGCCAAGCCAACUUCAUCAGUCUCUACAACUCCAUGGACAGCUGGAUGAUUGUCCCCAACAUCAAGCAGAACCACUACACCGUCCACGGGCUCCAGAGUGGCACCCGCUACAUCUUCCUCGUCAAGGCCAUAAACCAGGCGGGCAGCCGGAACAGUGAACCCGCCAGGCUCAAGACAAACAGUCAGCCUUUUAAGCUGGACCCCAAGAUGGCUCACAAGAAGUUGAAGAUCUCCAAUGACGGGCUGCAGAUGGAGAAGGACGAGAGCUCCUUGAAGAAGAGCCACACGCCUGAGAGGUUCAGUGGGACAGGAUGCUACGGUGCGGCAGGCAACGUCUUCAUUGACAGCGGCUGCCACUACUGGGAGGUGGUGGUGGGAUCCUCGACCUGGUACGCCAUCGGUGUGGCUUACAAGUCGGCCCCUAAAAACGAGUGGAUCGGGAAGAACUCCUCGUCUUGGGUCUUCUCCCGCUGCAACAACAACUUUGUGGUGAGGCACAACAACAAGGAGAUGCUGGUCGAGGUCCACCCGCAGAUGAAGCGCCUCGGUGUCCUCCUGGAUUAUGACAACAACGCGCUCUCCUUCUACGACCCAGCCAACUCCCUCCACCUCCACACGUUUGAAGUCUCCUUCAUUCUACCGGUGUGUCCGACCUUCACCAUCUGGAACAAAUCCUUGAUGAUCCUCUCGGGUCUGCCUGCCCCGGACUUCAUAGAUUACCCAGAGCAGCAGGAGUGUAACUGCAGGCCCCAGGAGUCCCCGUACGUAUCAGGGAUGAAAGCCUGUCACUAGGCUGCCCUAGCCCUGCCCGUGCCCUGUGGUGGCACCAGCAAUGCUGGUGGGUGCCAGCGGCCGGAGUCGGCGUGCCAGAGAGCCACCGUGCAGCCGUAACGCUCCAGCAAGUGAGCACCUUCCCACACACAGCUCAAUAUUUUUUUUUAAGGGGAAAAGAGGAAGAAUCUCUAACCACAGCUGAAAAUAAACUCCUGUUGGCGAGCUCCGCUUGUGUGCGAGUGCGGCUUGUGCAACUCCUUGGUGGUGUGCUCCGAUCUCUCCCGAAGCGGAUUGUCACCUGGAUGGUUUUCUUUUCCCCUGGGGGCUGAAAAGGCUGGGGUGGGUUUUCAGGUGACCUUUUGAGGCACUGCUGUGCUCAGGGGGAUGUCCCGUGUGUCUUUGCAAAGCACAUGUUGGAAAAGUAGGGAUUGGCUUUCUGGAGAGCAUUGGUAGCUUGUCUUGAGAGCUGGGUGGGACCCGGGCAGAUUUUUCCAGGGAGGACUUUCUGUUUGGCUGAAGUUCGGCAGCUUCUCUGGUGUGGUAGAUAAUUGCAUGGACCCCUCACACUUGGUGAGUGCUGGCGUUGGUUGAGUGGUGGAUGUUGGUUAUGUGGUGGAUGGUCCAUGAGAGCAAAGGCAGCUCUGGGAAGGACGGUCCUGCUGCCUCUCCUGGCCACAUGCAUGCUGCUGCUGGCCAUGUUCUCUGUGCUUGACUGGGCUUGGAGUCCCACAGUGGAGGGCAGCCAGCUGCAGACCCCACCCCAGUGUGUCUCCUCCUUUGGGAGCCCACUAGGAGUCAGGGAGGCCCCCACCCUUAAGGAGCAAGCCGAGGAGCGUCUCGCCCCGGCAUAGAGGUUUGGCAGAUUCCAGGUCCAGCCAGCUCUGCCCCACCACGUGCAGCUCCACGUAGACCUCCAUUAGUUUCAUGUCCCUGCAGAAAAGACACAUCUCCCUAUGCUGAGCAGAUGGUCAAGUCCUGCCCUAGGACCAAUUUAUGACCCCAAGUCUUGGCUCUUAGUUUAUUAUCCACCAUGUUGGAGUGAGUUUGCUCUGUGGCAAAGGACUGAAUCUGUCCCAGGGGCUCCAGCCCCCGGUUACUGGGAGCUCUUUGGCUGCCACCAGUGCUCCCAGUAACCAUAAGUGCUGAGUCCCCUGGCCAAGAUUCAGUUUUCACAUUUCCUUAAAAGCCAGGAGGAGCUGGGCCAGCCACACCAGUCCCUAUGUUUCAGGGAGCAAAGACCCAGUGCAGGCACCUGCAGCCAGAGUCCAUGGCACGACUCGGGGCAGGUGGGCAUGUGGAUGGCCACGUCACACCUGCAGCAGGCAGCAUGGUGUGGUGGGGAUGCUGGGGAAGCCAGGAGGUCAGGCAGCACCAUGGCCCAAGGCGGGCUGGUGCUUGAGCUUUGGUCUGUGGUGUUUGAAAACCCCUUUUUCCCCUCUGGAUGUGGUGCUGUCAGAUGCCUCGGUGGCAUGUCAUGGGGACCGUCAGGCUGAGACUUUCUAGCUCUGCCAGCCUUUUUCCUUUAUUUUUUUGGACCUUGCUGAUAGGGAACUACCUCAAAGCCCAGCCUUAGAGGGGUAGGUGGCCAGUUCAGACAGGGUAACAGCACUUGGAGGCUGGAGCCAGUUGGCUGUGUCCAGAAGUGGGUGCUCCCCGCCAGCGACCUGGCCUGAGAGACACUUGUCAUUAAGUCUGGUGAUGGCAGUUGCAAGGCCGAUAGCUUUGUCAAGGUAGAGUGGGUAUAAAAAGAGCCUGUUUUUCAGCACAGCAUCCCUCUGCUUUAUCUGGCUGACAUGUUUGGUGAGUGGCUACCUGACGCUGUGGGAAAGGAGGUGGGUGUCACCUUAGGGGAAGGGAUCUGCCACCUGCACUGCCAAACCAAGGGUGACCUUUGCCUCUGAUCCAGGCUGCUUUCACGUGGUGCAUGGCAGUGGGUGGUGCAUCCCUCCUGAGCGGUUUUAUUUACUAAUUCUGGUCCCAGCGUGUGAAAGUGCUGGGUGGGGAUGCAGCAGGGUCACAUCUGCCAUUCCCCACAGCUAAGUACACAAACACCGUUAAUUUUAAGAGGAUAAGUUGCCAUUUUCAGUUGGAUGUUUUUUCAAAGCCGCAUGGGGCUAUCAUGAAAGUCCUUUCCCUGUGUUCUGGUCCCAUCGGGGGCCGCUCAUAAUGUGUCAACCUCAAACAAACGCCCAAGCACUGGAGCUGGAUUUUAGCAUUUGCAAUCCAGGUGCCAAGCUUUCCGCUGGCACCAGCACCGCUUUGACUGGCUUAUUGCUAGAGGACUCAGCGCAUCCAUUAACUCAGAGCACACGAGCCAUUAAUGUGACAUUUGCACCUGAUGAAAUUGCACUAAUCGCGGUGGGAUGCCCCUACCCCGCCGCACACGUCUCUCUCAUACCCAGGCAGGAGGACGAAGCGGGGAGCUGGCGUGGCUGCGUGCCCAGGGGAGCCCCGCACCCCGAGCAGGCAGUGCUGGGGGUGGGAGCCCUUUCCGAGUCACCCGCACCUGCCUCUCCUGGGUUUGGAAAGGCAAAACCCACCCGGGUGUCACCAGGAGGGUGGGGGGAUCAGCCCCAUCCCCGGUCCCUGCUCUGUACAUGAUGCUCCGCUGCUGCUUGGCGGCCUUUGCCCCCAGCCCGUGAGCGAGCGAUCCCAUUGGUUAAAACCGCCUGGUGUAUGAUGACGCAGCAGCAGUUGCAGCCAAUCCGAGCCUCGGCGCGCUCGGCGGCCCGGGGUUAUGAAUGAACACAAUUCCCACGGCCCUGCGGGGGGCAGGACGCGGGUGGAGGGGCCGUGGGGAGGUCCGGCGCUUCCCGCGGGGCUGGGUGCUGCUGCUGGCUCCUCUGCUCCUGGUGACUCCGUUGUAUAGACUUGGGAUGUGGUGAACUCCUGGUUACCGUGCGACCCGUCAGCCUCUCCUCUUCCAUAUGUAACAUACUUGUUUCGGUUUUGUUUUGGGGGAGGGUUGUUCUUCCUGUUAUGAUUUUCCCUUUUUUGUUGGGGUUUUUUUUGCAACUUCUUUGUU